Molecule: messenger RNA, 2246 nt
Organism: Eleginops maclovinus (Patagonian blennie)
Lineage: Eukaryota; Metazoa; Chordata; Actinopteri; Perciformes; Eleginopidae
Product: E3 ubiquitin-protein ligase TRIM35-like
Exons: 1
Coding region: 204-1583 (459 amino acids)
Biological process (GO): protein ubiquitination
Cellular component (GO): cytoplasm
Molecular function (GO): zinc ion binding; protein binding; ubiquitin protein ligase activity
Source: RefSeq, a predicted model, not a curated record
GUGACACUUCUCCCUCGCUGAGACGGGACGCACUCACAAAUAAAACCUCAACUUUAUAAUACCAAGACGGGAUUUAGACUAAGAAAGGACCACGACAGGAGGACAUACCGCCCGCACCACACCGCCUCGUUGAAGUUGAACGAGACUCACACUAACUUCCAGGGGAGAAGGGAGAGGUCGUGUUCUGCUGUGCUUUCAGGAAAAUGGCUUCCAGAUUAGAGGAGGACCUGUACUGCUGCGUGUGCCACGACAUAUUUAAAGAUCCUUACAUCCUGACAUGCAGCCACAACUUCUGUAAAGACUGUCUGCAGAAAUGGUGGAAACAGAAACUCAUCAAAGAGUGUCCGUACUGCAAGAGGAGACAGUCCAAGGGAAUCAUUCCUAACUUGACGUUGAAGAACAUGUGUGAAAGUUUCCUCCAGGAGAGAGCCUCAGAGGAUCUCUGCAGUCUGCACUCUGAGAGACUCAAACUCUUCUGUGUGGACCAUCAGCAGCCGGUGUGUCUCGUCUGCAGGGACUCGGAGAAACACCUCGAGCACAGAUUCAAGCCCAUCGACGAAGCGGCAGGACAACACAAGAAGGAGCUCCAGGAAACUCUGCAGCCCUUAAAGAAGAAGUUAGGGGCUUUGAGAGAAGUGAAAGUGAACUGUGAGCUCUCAGAAAAACACCUGACGGUCCAGGUGCUGCAGACAGAGACGCAGAUUAAGGAGCAGUUUAAGAAGCUUCACCAGUUUCUAGAUGAGGAAGAGGAGGCCAGGAUGGCUGCAGUGAGGGAGGAAGAGGAGCAGAAAAGGAGGAGGAUGGAGGAGAAGAUGGAGGCUGUGAGCAGAGAGAUAGCAGCUCUGUCACACACAGUCAGAGUCACAGAGGAGGAGCUGAACGCUGGAGACAUCUCUUUCCUGCACAACUACAAGGCUGCAGUGGAGAGGCUGCAGCUCCCCCUGCUGGAGGAUCCACAGCUGCCCUCAGGAGCUCUGAUAGACCAGGUCAAACACCUGGGCAACCUCAGCUUCAACAUCUGGAGCAAGAUGAAGGACAUCGUCACCUACUCUCCCGUCAUCCUAGACCCAAACUCUGCUGGGAUGAAGCUCAUGGUGUGUGAGGGUCUGACUGGCGUGAGACGGGGAGGGGUUCAGCGUCUUCCUGAUAUUCCAGAGAGGAUGCAGAAACAGUUCUCCGUCCUGGGCUCGGAGGGCUUCAACUCAGGGACUCACAGCUGGGAGGUGGAGGUGGGAGACAGUAAAUUGUGGGAGGUGGGUGUGUUAGCAGAGAGUGUCCGGAGUAAGGGGAACAUACAGUCCGGAUUGUGGUCGACACGCUUCCGGUCGCACGGAUACAAAGCCUUCUCCCCGUCAGGGCAACACAAGGAGCUCGUGGUGGAGAAGAGGAUCCGGAGGGUCCGAGUGAAUCUGGACUGCAAAAACGGAAAGCUGUCCUUCUUUGAUCCUGGCACUAACACACACAUAUACACCUUCACACACACCUUCAGCGAGAGGCUGUUUCCUUUCUUUUAUAACGGAGAAAAAGUCCCACUGAGGAUUCUACCGGAGCGGCUCUCUGUGACCGCACUGCAACACAGAUAGAUUAUUAGGAUGCCUUUUUACAUUCACUCUAUGGAUGGAGAUUCAAUAUAAGUCUGGCACUAACUCCAGGAAGCAGCUUCGAAGCCCUUUCAAAGUAAAAGAAGUGGAGAGAGUGGAAGGAGAGGUGAAUGCCUUUGAAAUAUGGCAGGCUUACAACCCGAGUCAUCAUCCAGUGAGUCGGACUAAUUGAUAGGUUAAUAACUACAGAAAUGUCAAGUGACUUUUUAGCAGAGGUGGAAUAAGAACUCUUUAAUUAAGUACAAUUAUAAAAACUAUGGUCUUAAAAUACUGCAUUAAAAGCAUUAUCUGCAAAAUGUUCUUCAAGUUGCAAAAGUAAACGGCUCUUUUCACAGUAUUUUAUAUCAUCUAAUAUUAAAUUCUUCUAAACAUUGCAUGUACUGUAGGAUCAUUUUAAUGUUGUAGUUUGUCGACAUGGAGAUAGGUUCAUGUGUAGUCCCUCAUUUCAUCAAAUCAUGUUUUUUUAAAGUAAAGAAAUGUAAAAAGUGAAGUUUGUGUAGGAAAAAAGUGGUUCUUUACAUCCAAAAUUAAGUGUAUGCAGCAUUACAUGAUGACAGUUAAGUAAAGUACAAGUAUGUGGAACUAUUACUUAUUUAAAUACUUGAGUAAAUGUAUAAAUGUAUGUAUGCACAUGGAAUUUUUCAA